This is a messenger RNA of Microplitis mediator, 1605 nucleotides long. RefSeq names its product protein snakeskin-like. Gene Ontology annotation, biological process: septate junction assembly. The transcript is spliced from 4 exons. NCBI's taxonomy places the organism in Eukaryota, Metazoa, Arthropoda, Insecta, Hymenoptera, Braconidae. Bases 210 to 602 code for a protein of 130 amino acids. The record is from RefSeq and is a predicted model, not a curated record.
GCCGGCCGUAUUGAUGCCAUUUACCAUUCUCUCUUCAACAGUGAACACAGUUAUAUUAAACGCAGCACAUUUUAAAGUGAUCGUUGUCAGUUACAGUGAGUCUACGUCGCAUAUUAUCCUCCCACAAAUAUAUAAACAUAAACUAAAAUUUAUUUGUUAAUUCAAAUUUGAAAUAAAUUAAUAUUUCCGUUAAAUAAUUACGUGGCAACAUGUCGAGCUUUACAAGACUCUCAAUUAUUAGAUUGCUUGAAUUGGCGAUUGUAUGCGCUAUUAUUGGUCUACAUUGGCAUUCAGAAAAUUAUGGCGAUUUACCAACACGUUUCAUAUCAACUGGUACUGUUGGUGGAUAUCUUAUUAUACUUGUGGGUUUAUUCGCUGGUGGAUUAAUGGGAACACCUGUUAACCGACGUGUUGACUUAUUCUUCAGUCUUGUCGGUUGUGUUUUAUUUGUUGCAUCAGGAGCGUUGGUUAUUGACGCAUUCAAUCAAAUUGCAUAUAAAAGUGCUGAACGUGAUCGUGGACUCGCUCGUGGAUCAUUAUGUGUUAUUGAAGGCGCACUAUUUCUCGUCGACGCUUUUUUUACUUUCCGCGGAGAAGCUUAAGCUUAUGAGUUUUUACUUUUAAUUGUAAAAAUUUUUAUUUAUAGUUUAUAUCUUUGAAUAUCUAACUAUUUUGUUUUUUUUUAAUUAUUCAUUAAAUAAUAAUAAUGUUAGUAAUUUUAUUUACUCUGAUGAAGAAAAAAAACGAUUCAAAAUGAUUAGACAUGAUUCAAAACAAUUCAAUUUAAUUCUAUAUAGACAAACAUUCAUCAUUGAGUAAAUCAUUUUUUUUCAUCAGGGUUUCAAAAAUUUAACAUCCCUUAAGAGGAAAUAAAUGAAAUUUCGCAUUUUCGUUAAGUUAUGUUUUGUUCUCGGAUAUUAAGUAUAAAUUCUUUUUUGACUGUAAAAACAAAAUUCCUAUAUUUUAAUAAUCAUUAUUGACUUUAUAUAUUUAUAUAUAUUUACAUAUUUAAUAAUAAUGUAUUUAUAUAAUCACUAAAGUACAAUGUGUUCUACUCAAAGGUCGUAUUAUUAAACUAAAAAAAGUUUUUAACUAUAUUACAGAAUUUAAAACAAAAACAAAAAAGAAAAAAAAAGGUACGAUUGACCUUACGGGCCAAGCCCAAAACUGCCCGUUAUUUUUGAAUUCGAUAAAAGUUCUAUUUUAUGUUGCAGUAAGAGAAUUUAAAAAUAAAAAUUAAUUCAUAAACAAGCAAUUUUGAAAUAUUCAUAAAAGAUUAUUCUUGAUUAACGAAUGAGUUUAGACAGCAAUCAAAACAUAGUCCUGAUAUAAUUUCUUAUAAAAUCGGGACCCGUAUACUAUAUUCUUUAAUUUUAAAUUUUCUCAGCAGGAAAAUUGAUAAUUUGAAAUUUCCAAAAUAUACAUUGAUGAAGAAUUAUAUAUAUGUAUUUUCUUACUGCAUACGUGCCAUUAUAAUAAAUAGAAAUAUAUGUAUCGAAUUAUAUUUAAAAUCAUUUAAAAAUAUAUAUCACGUUAUAUUUAAUUACAAUAAUAUAUUAAAAUGAAAUAUAUUAUCAUCAUCGCUUUGUUAAUUAACUUUAAUAA